Molecule: messenger RNA, 2703 nt
Organism: Carassius carassius (crucian carp)
Lineage: Eukaryota; Metazoa; Chordata; Actinopteri; Cypriniformes; Cyprinidae
Product: endoribonuclease ZC3H12A-like
Exons: 6
Coding region: 192-2123 (643 amino acids)
Biological process (GO): nuclear-transcribed mRNA catabolic process, RNase MRP-dependent; 3'-UTR-mediated mRNA destabilization
Cellular component (GO): nucleus; cytoplasmic ribonucleoprotein granule
Molecular function (GO): mRNA binding; RNA endonuclease activity; metal ion binding
Source: RefSeq, a predicted model, not a curated record
UCACUUCCUGGUUUUGCGUUUGAAACUUAAAGGUGUGCCGAUUCUCUCUCCGGUAUUUUGCUGCUUUGGAUUCAACUGGGGCGAAACUUACGAUCUUAUCAACAUUAUUACAAGAAGACAGCAGCUCGAAACACAAACAGAACGGAUCAAGUAAAGGUGUGACUGACAAAGACGUUUUUCCGGAUGAAGAGAUGAGUGCUGAAAUCAGCACCAUCCCCACGUUACAAUUGUAUUUGGAUUCCUUUUGGUCUUCCAGUGUAGGAUCCCACAGUUCUGACCUAAACACCACCAACGCAUGGGUAACAGCACCCGCAUCUUUGUACAGCCCUCCUGUUUCCAGCAGCAUUAGAAUGGACCCGGCCCAGUCCAGCCCGACUCCAGAUGAAUCCUCAGAACCCUGCUCUGAAUUUCAGUCUCAGCUCGACCUGUUCCUCAAGCUGGGGUUUUCCCAAACACAGAUCCGUGCCGCUUUCCUGAAACUCGGCCUCAAUGCAGACACCAACAGGGUUUUGGGUGAGCUGAUCAAGGCUGCUGGGGAAUCAGAAGAGAGAGAGGAACCUACAGCCUCCACUGUGCUGGUUUCACGUGGGGAUGCUUCCAAUAAAGUCCAAAGUGCCCAAAAUCACUGUCACAAUGCUUCAGCAGUGUCAGGCGCUCCGGAAGAGCUGGUAGAGGAUGAGGACGCACUCAGACCGAUUGUCAUUGAUGGGUCUAAUGUAGCCAUGAGUCACGGGAACAAGGAAGUUUUUUCCUGUCUGGGAAUUCAGUUGGCGGUGAACUUCUUCCUGGAGCGGGGUCACGUUGACAUCACAGUGUUUGUGCCUUCCUGGAGAAAAGAACAGCCACGACCUGAUGUGCCUAUUACAGAUCAGCACAUUCUACGUGAAUUAGAGCGGAGGAAGCUCUUGGUAUUCACACCAUCCAGAAGGGUGGCAGGAAAACGGGUGGUUUGCUAUGAUGACCGUUUCAUCGUAAAGCUGGCAUACGAAUCCGACGGCAUCAUUGUUUCCAAUGAUACUUACCGAGAUCUGCAAGGUGAACGUCCUGAGUGGAAGCGUUUUAUAGAGGGGAGGCUUCUGAUGUAUUCGUUCGUCAAUGACAAGUUUAUGCCUCCAGAUGACCCUUUGGGAAGACAUGGACCCACUUUAGACAACUUUCUGAGGAAAACUCCACGUAUACCUAAGAAACAACCCUGUCCUUAUGGAAAGAAGUGCACUUAUGGAAUCAAGUGCAAGUUCCAUCAUCCGGAGCGAACCAAGCAAUCCCAGCGUGCCCUGGCCGAUGAGCUCCGAGACAAAGCCAAAAUUUCAUCCACACCGCACAAACCUCAGCCAGUGUCCAGUCAGAGUCCACCUCUGGAGGAAGUAAUGGAACAGAAACUCUCCCUGGAUGCUGGAUCUCUUAAGAAGAGUUACGCCAGUGAAAAUGUCCUUGUCAUUAAAGCAGCCCCCCAGCCAACUCAAAGGAAGUUUCCUUUGAAAAAAGAGCGUCUGCAUUCGCCAACAAGUCUAGAUUCCUUUCCCAGGGGAUCUCAGGAGCGUUUGGAUUCUGGCUUGGGUUCCUACGAAUGCCAUUCUCCUGAAGCUUCCCAUUGUGAUCGCUACUGCGACCACAGGAAGUCCAAACCAUCCAACAGUGGGCGGCAUCGUUACGUUCCGGCCAAUAGCAAACCCUGCAGUUGCUGUCCCUACCAAUCCCUUAGCACCGGUGGAGUCGGUCAGCACCAUAGCAUGGACCUGUCCAGUUCAACAAACCCGGGUUACACUCAACCCCGAUAUCACUCCUAUGGAGGAGGUCCAGUUUACCCACCUGUUAACAUGUCCCAGUAUUCAUUUCCACACAACAGAGGGCCUCCUUGCCAACAGGGCUACUGGUCUGACCAUUAUGAUGGCUAUCCUCCAGCAUCCCAUAAUGCCAUGCUGCCAGAGAGAGGACAUGGCCACUGGUCACCCUCCAAUCACAAUCCUCAGUGGUCCGAACGUGAGCAGGUGAGGAAGAAAUUACUAGCAAUUUUCAACGCACGUUUGGUGGACAGAGCCAUGGACAUGUUCCCAUAUCUCCUGGACCCACAAAGAUUGGCCGCAGAGAUUUUGACCCUUCAGUCUCAGGAUGGGGCUUUUUAGUUUAUCUUUUUUUGAAGGACUAGAUGACAAGACAAAGAUUCUGGCACCAAAGUGUUACAAUAAGUUCUCAGCCGUACCCACAAGAAGUGAUUUCACUGGAGUUUGUUGUGUAAUUCAGUGUAGCUCCACCCACAGUGAAAUCUCAUUGGUCUACAAUCCUGCUGUUUUUGUUGUGCAGUGUUUUGCUUUUUAACAAGGACAUAAAAAUUACUAUUUUGUUGGAGACUGUCAUGUAAUGCGGUGUAUCCCCGCCCACAGUGGAAUCUCAUUGGUCCACAGUCCCACUUUAUAUCAGAUAUGUUCUGAUUGACUGUUUUUGUUGAGUCAUACAGCGUUUUUUCGUUUAGCGAGAACACAAAAAUUAUUUUCGUUGGAGUCUGUCACAUAAUGCAGUGUAGUUCCAACUACGUCAGAUAUAUUCUGAUUGGCUGUUUGUGUCAAGCAAGUGGUGUAGCUCCGCCCACAGUAGAAUCUAAUUGGUCCUCUGUUCUGAUUCACAUCAGAUUUUAUGUUCUGAUUGGCUGUUUUUGUCAAGACAUAUAGCGUUUUGCUUUUAGCAAUUAUUAAAAAAUGUUGUGAU